Synchiropus splendidus (mandarinfish) is the source of this 2368-nucleotide messenger RNA. RefSeq names its product ankyrin repeat domain 10b (gene ankrd10b). Bases 91 to 1170 code for a protein of 359 amino acids. The transcript has 6 exons. The record is from RefSeq and is a predicted model, not a curated record. Gene Ontology annotation, molecular function: protein binding. NCBI's taxonomy places the organism in Eukaryota, Metazoa, Chordata, Actinopteri, Syngnathiformes, Callionymidae.
GUCCUCAAACUCGCACUCGGAGAAGCCUGAUUCUGUUCGACUGCCGUAACGUUUGCACUUCUUUGUCGAUCUUUAAGCCAUUUUCCAACGAUGUCGUCUGGACUCGAGUCGGGUUUCUCCAGUGAGGAGGUGCUGAGCAGCCGGUUCCCGCUGCACCGGGCUUGCAGGGAUGGAGACGUCGGCGCCCUGAGCUCCCUGCUUCAGUGUAUCACCAGUCCGGCUGACCUGGCGGUGGAGGACACCUUCUACGGCUGGGCUCCUUUACACUGGGCCGCACAUUUUGGAAAGCUGGAGUGUGUGAUGCGUCUGGUGCAGGUGGGCUGUGGCGUGAACGCCGUGACCUCCAGGUUUGCUCAAACACCAACUCACAUUUGUGCAUUUGGAGGCCACCCCCAGUGCCUGUCGUGGCUCCUCCAAGCUGGUGCAGACAUAAACAGACAGGAUUAUGUGGGCGAGACGCCCAUCCACAAGGCUGCUCGAGCAGGCAGCCUGGAGUGCAUCAAUGCUCUCUUGAUUCAGGGGGCAAAAGCUGACAUGAGGAAUGCCAGUGGCCUGACUGCUGCCGACCUGGCACACGCCCAGGGAUUCCGAGAGUGCGCCCAGAUUCUCUCCAAUGCCCAAAACUUCCAACAAAACAUGGCCCAGUCACAAAACGGCACUUUCCUGAGCGGCACCACCCAGAACGGGGGCCACACGCAGCCGACAAUCCAGGGCCGCAGCCUCCUGAAUGGCCUUCCCAACAGAAAGAGGUCGUUCGAUGGCCAGGAGCUGAACCCUGUGAAGAAAGCCCGAACAAACGAAUUGCAGAAUGGCGGCAGUCCACUGGGGGGCAAUGGAGAGCCACGCAUCGACAGCAUCAACAUUGAGUUUGCAGCGACGGUGACCUCAGGUCUGGGCCUGGCGGCAGAAAUGCUAAACGGAAACGGACCACUGGGUGGCAGUGGUGAGCCGCUCCUGGACAGCAUCAGCAUGGAGUUUGCCGCGUCCGUGACCUCAGGUGGGCCCGGAUCCUAUGACUUUGGACAUAAUGGAUUUUCUCAACCACCCGUUGUAGGGUCCAUGGAUCAGGGCGAUCCAAGUUUGAUCCGUGCCAGUAAAGAGCUGGAGGUCAUUACUGUGGCCUCCAUGCAGACCCCCUGCCGCUGCACCAACUCUUACGCUUAUCUGUAACCAGCUCCGGCUUGUUUGUAGAAGCCGCGCUCGGCUCUUCAUUCUUGUUCUCUUGAAACAGAUGUUGGGAUCUUGUGCUUCAUGACAAUAAGCAGUGGAAUGUGUCUUAAGUGUGUCUGAGCUUGUGUGUAGUCGUGCAUUCACUCGAUUUAUCAAAGUCAAUUUAAAUGUCUCCUCAGUCCAACAGGUAUGUUCGUAUGAUGAACACAUUUCUGGGCGUCUCUCAUGUAACAGUGGUCUCUGUCUGUCUGAUGUAUUGUGACUGAGGCCAUGUGUUUUUGACAGUUCUGAUUACAGCUGGCUACGACUGUCGACAACUAUUUCAGUGCCAGUGUGUAGUAACAGUAAUCUAUCAAUACAUUGUUGUAUAAAACUGUACCUUUCUGAACCCUUUAACUGAAAGAAAUUGGAUUUUGUAUGGAUUCAUUCUCAAAGAGUUUUGGAAAUUUUCACAGACUUGUUUGUAUGUAAGACGCCAAAGCGAUGUGAAUGUAGCUUGUAAAUAAUCAACAUCAGUUUCAGAACAAAUGUGUUGUUGCUCCACGGUCUCACCUUGUGUUGAGCCUUUUCAAUGCCUCGGUUCAAUGGUGGGAGAAGGUGUCGCUUUUCAGUCUGGAACAAAACUACAGUUUUGACUUCAAAAACAAAAAACUAAAAAAAAUGCCUUACUGUUGCAGCAUUAUUGUUCUGACCCCAUAAGGGAAUCUGUUCUCUUUCCAAUAUGUGGAUGUCUGUUUUUGCUGAGUGUUUUGGAAGUUGUUUGCGAGAUGAUGCAAGUUCAUUAAAUGUUAAUUUUUCAGAAUAAGCUUGUGACUUUGUUUUACAUUUUGCGCCUUGUUCACACUUGGCUCCAGUGCAGAAUCAAUUGGUUCUGCGAAAUAAGUAACUUUCCCGCUAGACGCAGAUGUAGGUCAGUGUGUCGUACCAACCCAAUGACACAAGCCCAGAUAAGAAUGUGACCCAUUUUUUUGAAAAAGGGUCAACGAUCAUACGUUUUGGAUUACAUAAGGAUCCAUGACAUAUUCAGUCUAUACAUCUGUGUGGCCUAACCUCUCGUGUUCUCUCAGAUUUCGAAAGUAUGUGAGUAUAUCUGUGAACAUGUACAGAUGAGUCUCAUGCUCAUUCUUACGCAGGUUUCUUUAUUUUCCAGUGUGUGUGCCACUAAAUGACCAAACUUUACUUCCGUUUGUGUGCAACC